UUAUUUGAAACAUAUAGUUUUCGUAAUAACAUAAUUAUGUUAUCUGUAUCUUUCUGUGACAUCCUUGUUUGUCUUGUAAUGCAGUUCUUCACGAGGUUGUGUCAGAUUUUCUUUUCAAAAGAACACACUAAAAAAAAAUCCUAGCUUUAUCCAUAUAUUUUGAUGCCCUUUUUUUAGUUAAUGUUUUUCCUCCUCGCUGUUCUCAUCACUUCUCUACUUGCAACCUGUAAAGAUUCUAGAGAUCUUGCAGACACCCUUUUUUUUUUUUGUUUUUGUUCUCUUAAUAAACUCAAUCCCCACUUUGUUUCUCUCUCCAGUAUUUCUCGGAUUCCACUUUCUCUUUUUGAAAGCUUUGUUCCUGCUAUACUUUUUGUUGCUAGAAACCAUUGGGUUUGGAAGGGGUCUUCGAUACAGUGCUUUGACAUUUGCGUUUCUCUUUACAAAGAUUUCCUGGCUAGCUACUUGUUAUUCUCUCUUGUUUUGUCACUUCAAAUUCCAGGGAAAGUGCGAGGGAGAAAGGAGUAAAAUGAAGCUUCUUUUGCGGUCCUUUUUCUAACAAACUCCGCUUGUUUUGUUUCUCUAUUUAGGAUUACUUUUGUUACAACUACUGCUACUACUUUUUCCUUCCUUGGUUUCGAUCCUCAAGAGAUGGGGAGGGCUACAAGGUGGCUGAAGGGGCUGUUGGGCAUGAAAAAAGAGAAAGACAAAGACAGAGACCAGAUAGGGCAUUCAAAUUCAGUUUUAUGUGACAAGAAAGAAAAGAAAAGAUGGAGUUUUGCCAAGUCCGGGAAGGAUGCUAAUGCAAUCUCUCAGAUUCCAUUGAGUAUUGCAAGGAGUAUUCCGGCGAACGAUGCUGCUUGGCUCAGAUCCUACAUUGAUGAGAGUGAGAAGGAGCAGAAGAAGCAUGCAAUUGCAGUGGCUGCUGCUACAGCAGCUGCAGCUGAUGCAGCCGUGGCAGCAGCACAGGCGGCGGUGGCAGUGGUGAGGCUGACCAGCAAUGGAAGAGGUACAUUGUUUGGUGGAGGGAGGGAGAGGUGGGCAGCUGUGAAAAUUCAAACGGUCUUCAGAGGCUAUUUGGCCAGGAAAGCACUUAGAGCUCUGAAAGGACUGGUUAGGUUACAGGCUCUUGUUAGAGGCUAUCUUGUGAGAAAGAGGGCUACUGCAACUCUGCAUAGUAUGCAAGCUCUUAUUAGAGCACAAACAGCAGUUCGAUCUCAGCGAAUACGUCGCUCCUUCAACAAGGAGAAUAGGUACUAUCCUGAAAACAGGCCCCGGAAAUCCAUUGAAAGAUUUGAUGAUCCAAGAAGUGAAAUCCACAGCAAAAGACUAUCUGCAUCAAUUGAAAUCAGUGCAUACGACGAAAGCCCUAAAAUAGUUGAAAUUGAUACAUUCAAGACCAGGUCAAGGUCCCGCCGGUACAAUAUUGCGUUAUCAGAAUGUGGGGAUGACUUGCCUUGCCAGAUAAUCUCUUCGCCUCUUCCAUGUCCAGUUCCAGCUCGAGCAUCAGUACCCAAUUGCCAAAAUCUUCAUGAUUUUGAAUGGUGCUUCACCGGGGAUGAAUGUAGGUUCUCGACUGCUCAUAGCACUCCUCGUUUUGCUAAUGCUGCAAGGUCCAAUGCUCCUACUACACCGGCUAAGAGCGUGUGUGGAGACGGGUAUUCUGGGCCUUAUUCCAACUUCCCUAACUAUAUGGCAAACACACAAUCCUUCAAGGCCAAGUUAAGAUCUCACAGUGCCCCAAAGCAAAGACCAGAGCCAGGAGUAAAGAAGAGGCUUUCGCUCAAUGAAAUAAUGGCUGCAAGGAACAGCAUGAGUGGAGUUAGAAUGAACAAGUCAUGUUACCAAGUUGAAGAAGCUUUAGAUUUUUGAGUAGUGCUCAAGUUUCAAUGUCCUCUUAAUUUGUUUGCUAAGAAAAUUAGGAGGAUUUGGAUAGAGAACUGUAGAAGUUGAACCAAUACAACUUCUCUAGUGUUUUCCACUUCGUUAUGAACAAGCCAUAGGAUAGAACAGAGCGCUUGUGUAAAUUCUUCCAAAGAGUUUUUAUUCAAUCAUGCCCUUGCCAAUGAAAUGAAGAU
This is a messenger RNA of Theobroma umbraticum, 2075 nucleotides long. The record is from RefSeq and is a predicted model, not a curated record. Lineage: Eukaryota; Viridiplantae; Streptophyta; Magnoliopsida; Malvales; Malvaceae.